Molecule: messenger RNA, 3603 nt
Organism: Hemiscyllium ocellatum (epaulette shark)
Lineage: Eukaryota; Metazoa; Chordata; Chondrichthyes; Orectolobiformes; Hemiscylliidae
Gene: polh
Product: polymerase (DNA directed), eta
Exons: 11
Coding region: 104-2647 (847 amino acids)
Biological process (GO): error-prone translesion synthesis; response to radiation
Cellular component (GO): nucleus; site of double-strand break; replication fork
Molecular function (GO): DNA-directed DNA polymerase activity; damaged DNA binding
Source: RefSeq, a predicted model, not a curated record
CGGACGCUCCCAGACACUGUGUGGCGCUGCAGGAGGAGUGAUUUGGACGAGCCGGUGUUGGACUGGGGUGUACAAAGUGAAAAAUCACACAGCACCAGGUUACAUGCAGGUGGAGCUGCUGCUGCUGCUGGUGGUGAUGGGGAUGAUGACUCGUGGUCAGGAACGUGUGGUGGCCCUCAUCGAUAUGGACUGUUUCUAUGUGCAAGUGGAACAGAAGGACAACCCUGAGCUGAAGGGCAAGCCGUGUGCCGUGGUCCAGUAUAAAACCUGGCAGGGAGGAGGAAUUAUUGCUGUCAGCUACGAGGCACGAGCCUUUGGAGUGACGAGAGGAAUGCGAGGUCAGGAAGCGAAGAAGAAAUGUCCACAGCUGCAGCUCGCGCGAAUCCCAGAGGCCCAUGGGAAGGCAGAUCUCAGCAAGUACCGUGAAGCCAGCGUACAGGUGCUGUCGGUGCUGUCCCGGUUUGCAGUGAUCGAACGGGCCAGUAUUGAUGAGGUCUUUGUAGAUCUGACUGCAGCUGCCCGAGAGCGAGCCACCAAGCUGGAGGCUCAGCGGAUUGAUCAUGGGCUGCUGCCGACUACCUUCGUACAGGGGUUCCCCCAACAUGCUCAGGCAGAGCAGUGUAGAGAGCCAGCUGUGCCGAGAGAGCAGGCACGCCGAAUGGGGCUGGACGCCUGGCUGGACUCGCUGCCCCUCAGUACCCGAGAUGGAGCCAGCCCUGAGCUGCAGCUCACAGCUGGGGCCCUGAUUGUGGAGGAGAUGCGGGCAGCAGUGGAACAGGAGACUGGAUACAGGUGUUCAGCUGGAGUUUCACACAACAAGGUGUUGGCGAAGCUGAGUUGUGGCUUGAACAAACCGAACCGUCAGACGGUGCUGCCGAUGUGCUCCGUGCCGAGACUCUUCGACAGCCUGCCCAUUGGCAAAAUCCGCUAUCUUGGUGGAAAGCUGGGAGAAUCCGUAGCUCGGCUCCUGAACAUCGAGUACAUGGGGCAGCUGCGCGCAUUCCCAGAGCCUCAGCUCCAGAACACAUUCGGGGAGAAAACUGGGAACUGGCUGUUUGACCUCUGCCGGGGAGUGGAGUCUGAACCUGUCAGACCCCGACACCUCCCCAAAUCCAUUGGCUGCAGCAAGAACUUCCUGGGCACGCAGGCUCUCAGCAGCUGUGAGCAGGUAAAGCACUGGCUUCAGCAGCUGGCCACUGAGCUGGAGGAGAGACUGGAGAAAGACAAGGAGCAGAACCAGAGGGUGGGAAAGCUGUUGUCGGUGGGAGUUCGACUCGAGGGCAGUGACAGAGGGAGCAGUGUGUCACGUUGCUGUGCUCUGCCCUUGUACCAGGCUGCGAGGAUCGCCAAGGACGCUUUCACUUUAAUUCAAGGACUGAACUCUGCAGCAAGGCAUCAGGCAGCAUGGUUCCCAGCUGUCACCGGCCUCUCUCUGUCUAUCAGUAAAUUCUCGGAGCUCUCAGUAACAAAACCCAUCGAGCAGUUUCUGAGCUCAGACCGCAGGCUGACGGAGACAGACCGCUCGCUGCCUUCACGGCACCAACCACCCAACCCUCGCCAAGAUCCACGGAAACACACAACAGCUCCGAGCGGGCCCACUAUCCGCAGCAUCGCUUCCUACUUCCAGAGAGUGAGGAACCUUCCGGAAUCUUCCACAAACCCUGACACAGGCUCUGUGUCUGUGACACCCUCAGUGAGGACUCACGGUCAUCAGGGGAUGCCUCAGAAAAGCUUCCCAACAAAACCAUCAUUUUUCAAAAGCAGAGCUUUCAGAACCCACCCAGACUCCCCGGGAAAGCCCCUCCCUGUCCCCGGUGACCCAGGAAGCCCCGUCCCCCAUGGUGAUGCCCCAGGAAGCCCCCUUCCCCUUCGUGAUGCCCCAGGAAGCCCCCUCCCCAUUGGUGAUGCCCCUGGAAGCCCCCUUCCCCUCAAUGAAGCCCCAGGAAGCCCCUUCCCCCUUGGUGAUGCCCCAGGAAGCCCCCUUCCCCUUUGUGAUGCCCCUGGAAGCCCCCUUCCUCUCAAUGAUGCCCCAGGAAGCCCCUUCCCCAUUGGUGAUGCCCCAGGAAGCCCCUUCCCCAUUGGUGAUGCCCCAGGAAGCCCCUUCCCCCUUGGUGAUGCCCCAGGAAGCCCCCUUCCCCUUCGUGAUGCCCCUGGAAGCCCCCUUCCUCUCAAUGAUACCCCAGGAAGCCCCUUCCCCAUUGGUGAUGCCCCUGGAAGCCCUCUCCCUGUCACUGAUGCCCCAGGAAGCCCUCUCCCUGUCACUGAUGCCCCAGGAAGCCCUCUCCCUGUCACUGAUGCCCCUGGAAGCCCCCUCCCCCUUGGUGAUGCCCUAGAAAGUCCCUUCCCUGUCUCUGGUGCCCCAGGAAGCCCCCUCCCCCUCAGGGAUGCCCCCGAGAACACCCUGCCCCUGGGCUGCCUGCUGCAGUGCCUGAAAUGUGGUGAGUACAAGCUGUCCUGGGAGAUGCCUGAACACGAGGACUUCCACUUUGCCCUUGAGCUGCAGAAGAGUCUGUCAGCAGCUCCCGCGGCUCAGAGUCCUGCCACAACCCCGAAAAACAAAGCAGCCAGGCAGCUCGUCUCCAGAGCUAAAAAACCCCGACUCAGCCACAGCCUGCUCACCUACUUCCAAAGGCCCACACAGUCAUAAACCCAGGGUGGAGAGAAGGAGGCUCUGAUCUGGGCUGUGGGAGUGAGGGAGACAGCCACAGUUAGGUGGAGGCUGAGGAGAGGUGAUCGGGGUGGAGGGGCGCAGGUUUACGCUUCACUGCUUCCUCGUGGAUCGAGAGAGCGUGUGGCGGAAGCACUUUUUAAGUCUUUUAAAACGUGAAUUCUGUAUUUAUGAUGUAUGAUUAAAUAUAGAUGUAUGUAUGAUUAAUUAACGAUAUCCCAAACAUUACUGAGCUGUUAUAUUAGUGCUUUGUUUCUGCUGGGAUAGUGGUGAGAGUGUGUUUGUGUGGCUGUAGCUAUAUUGGCUGUGGAUUCCUGGCCAGCCCAGCCUCUGUUAUCCAGCCCUCAUCCCUGUUAAGGAUCCCAUUGGGGAAUUGGAAGUGUACACUCACACUGGUUUUGGCCAUGUAUGUGGAGUUUGAUGUUGUCAGUGCAGACUCCAUCCACUGCAUCAGGUACUGCACUGCCUGCUAGUUUGAUACAAAUAUAUGGAUCCACUGUUUUGUUGUUAACAAAAGGAAAAACGAAUGUUUCUAUGGGACUUGGAGCUUGACUAAUUCCACCUCUUUGAAGUGACCAAGAGGUAUCUGCAUUCCAUUCAAUAAAACGUGCUUUAAUUGCCUCCAGCUCCUCUCAUGGCCAAUGGAUUUUAAGGCAGGAUGGCUAUGAUUGGCUCACCAUUACUGAGGCCAGCUUUUUAAUUACACUUGCUUUUUAAUUUGAGCUCAUUUCACGUGUGUUUUCUAACAGUGUCCCUCAGAUCCGCGGGGUGGGGGGUGGCUGUAAACAUCAGCUGCCAGUUGAACCCCUUGAAAAUUGAAUACAUGAAUGAUUUUAUUGUCAAAUGUAUUUGGGAAAACCCAGUGAAAAAUGUUUUGUCACAAUCCAGCACUACAGUAUUUUGAAAUUACAAAGAAUAAAAAUGAAUCAUUUAAA